Messenger RNA from Cynocephalus volans (Philippine flying lemur), 5465 nucleotides. RefSeq names its product ubiquitin protein ligase E3B (gene UBE3B). The record is from RefSeq and is a predicted model, not a curated record. Gene Ontology annotation, molecular function: ubiquitin protein ligase activity; protein binding. NCBI's taxonomy places the organism in Eukaryota, Metazoa, Chordata, Mammalia, Dermoptera, Cynocephalidae. The transcript has 28 exons. Gene Ontology annotation, biological process: protein polyubiquitination; ubiquitin-dependent protein catabolic process. The coding region runs from base 261 to 3467 and encodes 1068 amino acids.
GGGGCAAGAUGGCGGUCGGGCCUGGGGUGCUGCCCCGGGUCUGGCAGAGCUCGGGGGUUUUGGGCUGAGGCGGCGGCAGCUACGGCCCCGACCCCGAGCGUUGGGGCCUCAAGCGGAUAAAGGUCUACCGCCUGCGAAAUAACAAGCUCCUCUGACACAAGAAGCUGUUCUCACUUGUGAGUCCUGUGCAAGAUCACUAAUGAUUACCUAGCAUUUCUGCGACACAAACACGUUCUCAGGGUUUGUGCAAGUUUGCAAACAUGUUCACUGUAUCUCAGACCUCGAGAGCAUGGUUUAUUGAUAGAGCCCGCCAGGCACGAGAAGAAAGGCUCGUGCAGAAGGAGCGGGAGCGGGCAGCUGUUGAGAUUCAGGCCCACAUCCGGAGUUUUCUCUGUCGGGGUCGACUGCAGAGAGACAUCAGGCAAGAGAUCGAUGACUUUUUUAAAACAGAUGACUCUGGGUCCAGUAAAAAAAGUGCAUUUUGUAUUUUCAAGAUUGCCAGGAAGCUGCUGUUCUUAUUCAGAAUUAAAGAGGAUAAUGAGAGAUUCGAUAAGUUGUGUCACUGCAUCCUGAGCAGCAUGGACGCUGAGAAUGAACCUAAGGUGUGGUAUGUGUCCCUGGCUCUUUCCAAGGAUCUCACCCUCCUGUGGAUUAAACAGAUCAAGGACAUUCUUUGGCAUUGCUGUGAGUUUCUUGAGCAGCUCAAGCCUGAAAUCUUACAAGACUCCAGACUUAUCACACUGUACCUCACGAUGCUUGUCACCUUCACAGACACUUCAACAUGGAAAAUUCUUCGGGGAAAAGGUGAGAGUCUUCGACCAGCCAUGAACCACAUUUGUGCAAAUAUAAUGGGACAUCUCAACCAGCAUGGAUUUUAUUCUGUGCUGCAGGUAUUGCUAACCCAUGGACUGGCAAGACCCCGGCCUUGUCUGUCCAAAGGCACUCUAACAGCAGCCUUUUCCCUAGCAUUGCGCCCUGUGAUUGCUGCACAAUAUUCAGACAAUCUGAUUCGUCCCUUCCUGGUCCACAUCAUGUCCGUGCCUGCUCUUACGAUUCAUCUGCGCACAGUGACCCCUGAGCGCCUCACUGUUUUAGAAUCUCAUGACUUGCUUCGUAAAUUCAUCGUAUUUUUGAGAGACGAAGAUCGAUGCCGUGACGUAUGUGAGAGUUUAGAAGGAUGCCAUACACUUUGUCUAAUGGGCAAUCUCCUACACUUGGGCUCCCUCAGCCCCAGAGUAUUAGAGGAGGAGACGGAUGGGUUUGUCAGUUUGCUCACCCAGAUGCUGUGCUACUGUCAGAAGUACGUGUCCCAGAAGAAAUCCAACCUGACCCACUGGCACCCUGUCCUUGGCUGGUUCUCCCAAUCUGUGGACUAUGGCCUUAACGAGUCAAUACACUUAAUCACCAAACAGCUGCAGUUCCUGUGGGGGGUGCCUCUGAUCCGGAUCUUCUUUAAUGACAUCCUGAGCAAGAAGCUGCUGGAGAACCAGGAGCUGGCCCACACGCAGCCAGCGUCCCCACAGAAUGUGCUUCCAGUGAAGAGUCUCCUAAAGCGUGCAUUUCAGAAAUCUGCAUCAGUCCGGAAUAUUCUCAGGCCUGUGGGGGGUAAACGCGUCGACUCUGCAGAAGUCCAGAAGGUUUGCAAUAUCUGUGUCCUCUACCAGACCUCAUUGACAACUCUCACCCAGAUCCGUCUACAGAUACUCACAGGUCUCACUUACCUUGAUGACCUGCUGCCCAAACUGUGGGCCUUUAUAUGUGAGCUGGGGCCCCACGGAGGGUUAAAGCUCUUCUUGGAAUGCCUGAACAAUGACACCGAAGAGUCCAAGCAGCUCUUGGCCAUGCUGAUGCUGUUCUGUGACUGCUCCCGGCAUCUUAUCACGAUCCUUGAUGACAUUGAAGUUUAUGAAGAACAAAUUUCAUUCAAACUGGAAGAGCUGGUCACCAUUUCCUCUUUUUUGAAUUCCUUUGUGUUUAAGAUGAUCUGGGAUGGAAUCAUAGAGAAUGCCAAAGGUGGGACUUUGGAGCUGUUCCAGUCUGUCCACGGGUGGCUGAUGGUGCUCUAUGAACGGGACUGCCGACGGCGCUUCGCCCCUGAGGACCACUGGCUGCGAAAGGAUCUCAAACCUAGUGUGCUUUUCCAAGAACUCGACAAGGACAGAAAACGGGCACAGUUGAUCCUGCAGUACAUUCCUCAUGUCAUUCCUCACAAAAAUAGAGUUCUUCUGUUCCGAAAUAUGGUUACCAAAGAGAAGGAGAAACUGGGGCUUGUGGAAACCAGCUCUGCCUCCCCCCACGUCACUCACAUCACUAUCCGUCGGUCCCGGAUGUUGGAGGACGGCUACGAGCAGCUUCGGCAGCUCUCCCAGCAUGCCAUGAAGGGUGUGAUCCGCGUGAAGUUCGUCAAUGACCUCGGAGUGGAUGAGGCAGGGAUUGAUCAAGAUGGCGUUUUCAAGGAGUUCUUAGAAGAGAUCAUCAAGAGGGUGUUUGACCCAGCACUCAAUCUGUUCAAGACAACCAGUGGGGAUGAGAGGCUAUACCCUUCGCCCACAUCCUACAUUCAUGAGAAUUACCUGCAGCUCUUCGAGUUUGUGGGGAAGAUGCUGGGGAAGGCUGUGUAUGAGGGAAUCGUGGUGGACGUGCCCUUCGCAUCCUUCUUCCUGAGCCAGCUGCUUGGGCAUCACCACAGCAUCUUCUAUAGUUCUGUGGAUGAACUUCCCUCUCUGGACUCAGAGUUCUAUAAAAACCUCACUUCCAUUAAGCGCUAUGACGGGGACAUUGCUGACCUGGGCCUGACGCUGUCUUAUGAUGAGGACGUCAUGGGUCAGCUUGUUUGCCAUGAACUGAUUCCCGGAGGGAAGACCAUUCCUGUUACAGAUGAAAAUAAAAUUAGCUACAUCCAUCUGAUGGCACAUUUUCGAAUGCACACUCAAAUCAAAAAUCAGACAGCUGCCCUCAUUAGCGGAUUUCGUUCCAUUAUCAAAACCGAGUGGAUCCGAAUGUUCUCAACCCCUGAGCUGCAGCGUCUCAUCUCUGGUGACAAUGCUGAGAUUGAUCUGGAAGAUUUAAAGAAGCACACAGUGUACUACGGUGGUUUCCAUGGAAGUCAUAGAGUCAUUAUCUGGCUCUGGGAUAUUCUGGCCUCUGACUUCACGCCCGAUGAGAGAGCCAUGUUUCUGAAGUUUGUGACCAGCUGCUCCAGGCCGCCGCUCCUGGGAUUCUCCUACCUCAAGCCUCCUUUCUCCAUCCGCUGUGUCGAAGUGUCGGAUGAUCAGGACACUGGCGACACCCUGGGCAGUGUCCUCCGGGGCUUCUUCACCAUCCGCAAGCGGGAGCCUGGCGGCCGUCUGCCCACCUCCUCCACCUGCUUCAACCUGCUGAAGCUGCCCAACUACAGCAAGAAGAGCGUCCUCCGUGAGAAGCUACGCUAUGCCAUCAGCAUGAACACGGGCUUCGAGCUCUCCUAGCUCCUGCGCCCAACCCACCCACCUGCCCUUGUGGACUCCGGACCUUCAGCUCCUGAGAGCAUGACCAACAUGCCAGGUGACAUCAGCCCCCAGACCCUCUUUAUAGCCAUGAGACUCCCCCGUGGCCUCAGGAACUUUAGAAGCACGUGAUGACACUACACAGCAUUCUCCAGGUGAUAAUAAGGGGAAGGGGGUGUUGAAAAUAAACCACCGGAUUCUGCCCACAUUGGUCCUUUUUCCUGGUGAUUGCAGAGGGGCUUCUUUUUUAUAGUUUGACCUUUUUGUGAGUCUGUCUUUCCUUAACCCUCUGAGUGAGCUGUGUUUGAACAAGUCCCAGGAGCUCUGAGAGUCUAGAAUGGUUCUCAUGACAUGGGUCUGAGCACAUGAAGCCUACUACACGCGAGAUCCUCUCCUUCUGUUUCCGAAAACCCUUUACUCAGGUAAGGCCUUGCCAAGCCUCUAUGCACCCAACAAAGUCUCUGCCUCCAUCCUGUCCACAGCCGCCUCUUCCCAGACAGCCAGGCCCUUCUGCUGCCCAGAGAAGCCAAGGUAUCUGCUGGGGAGGCUGUGGAGCACUGGAAGUUCAGGGCACUGCUCCCACCUUGAUGCCACGUUUCCACACUGCUGCCCUCCCCCCUUCUGAGUCCUCAGCAGGCCGAGCCACCAAGGAGCUUCCACUGGCUGGUUCCGUCCUAUGCAUUCACAGCAGCGUCCUGGUUUGGGAGAAAAAACCACCGGCCCUUAAGAACAGCUCCAUUUCCAGGAUGCACUAGCUGUUACCCAAAGCCUGCCAGUUCCCAAGGGUGCAGCUGCCUCUGUUCCUGCUUGUCUGCCCCACUUGUUGUUAUCUAAUGAAGAAACAAACACCGACCUACGGUACUUGUUCCAUCUGGGCAGUGGCUUUGCUCCAUAGACUGCAAAAUCCCAAGAAACUUGGGCCUUGCUGCCUGGCCUUCUUCAGCACAGGGAACCCAGGAGCCCUUUGCACUGACAACGAUUCACGAGGCUGAGGAAACUCACAAACCCUCUGGGCUGGUUUUCUCUUUUUUUUUUUUUUUUUUUUUCCACUUUAUUUUCUCUUCCAACCCAGUGUGCUCCUCUACCCUCAUUCUUUACCUUGUCAUGAGAACUUUACUCUAUUUUUUUUUUUUCUUCUCAUGCCCUAGAACUUUACUCUAGAUCCAGGGGAUGAAGCAAAGGCCCUUGAGCGGUCUUUGUUGACAGCUGUCCUACCCUCUCCCACCUCUUCGUGCUUCUUCCACAUCCCCACUACCUAGACUGAAGCCAGGAGUGCUGGGCCCUCCUCUGCUCUGUGGUGCCAGCUUAGGGCUCACGUCUCUUCAGAGCAGCAGAACCCCUUCCAGCAAGAACUGACAUGUUGGCAGCAGAGCGGGCAAGGCCUGUCUCCACAUUGGAGCCUUGUGUCCUGCCCAGGACAGAGCCCCUGGGCUUCUGGAGAACAGAAUGUAUGCUUCACUUUGAUGGAAAGAUGGCAAGGAAUUUAAAUACAGGAAUUUAUUAUUAUUAUUAUUUAAGAUUGUUUAGUAAAUUCUGAUUCUAUGGACUUGCCACUUUCUUUAAAACUUGAUUUCUUUGAAGAUUUCUUCUGAACGUGUGUACACUGAGAAGGUUCGUACAUAUGUGUUGGGGCCUAGUAACUGUCCACCUGCAUAGAAAAGAUUGAUCCCAUCUUGAUUUUUAUUACCUGAGAAUCAGAGCUAGUGGGGGAUUAGGGAGAGAGUGGUUUAUAAGCACCAAUAUCAACUUUACCCGUUUAUUUUUUGAUGAGGAGGUGUAGUUUGUAAUUUCGUCUAAAUUCUUUUCAACAGUUGGAAAUAUUGCACUAUCUAAAACACUGACUGUACUUUUAUAGCUGGUGUUCAUUGACACCUUAAUGGCUCUUGAUGGCUCUAAAAAGUUGUGGGCUUUUUUGUUUUCGUAGAUAACUUAUGGAUUAAGACAUGAGCAAAGGCAUUAUUAAAUUUGUACUUAAGCACA